Messenger RNA from Benincasa hispida (wax gourd), 649 nucleotides. RefSeq lists its product as uncharacterized. Lineage: Eukaryota; Viridiplantae; Streptophyta; Magnoliopsida; Cucurbitales; Cucurbitaceae. The record is from RefSeq and is a predicted model, not a curated record.
AAAAAAAAAAAAAAAAAAAAAAAUUCCUUCUUCGUGGAUCACAUGAGUCUCCCUCUUCCCUAUGUUUUACUUUAGCCGUUGUCUUCCUCUGACGCUCGCUCGCGACUGUCGCUGGUGCUUGCUCCAACGUCGUUAACCAUCACUUCUGACCAAUCGCCCCAAAUUGUCGUUGUUUGCCGGCGUCCAUGCGCACUGGAGGUCUUAGAUCUCUUCUACCAGCGUGCGAAUCGUCGUCGGUUGUGGCUGGGAGUUCGUUGACCGUCAUCUUACAUUGCCAGUUGACUGAGCCACCAUCGAUCGGGUGUAUAGCAUCGUCUGGCAGCCGUCUCUCGUUGGAAACUCAGAUUUGGUUGUUUGAGAGUUCUUGGAGGAAUUUGUGUUGUUGUUCUGCAUGGUUGGAGUUCAUUUAUGGUUUUAAUUGGAGUUUUCCUUAUCCAUCGGUUUCUUGGUGCGCAAUAUUUGGACAUAAUAUUGAGGUAAGGGAAAGGACAAAACGACGAAUGACAAGAAGAAUUUGUGACCGAGCCAUGGGACUUAACAUCGUUUCCGCAUAUGUUUUUCUUAUGAUUUCAAAUUUUAGCUUAGAAGUCAACUUUUAAAUUCCUAGAAUAUUUUAUUUGGUUAUUUAUUUUAUUAAAAUUAGAGGUAC